Penaeus indicus is the source of this 4466-nucleotide messenger RNA. RefSeq names its product fibrillin-2-like. The record is from RefSeq and is a predicted model, not a curated record. The annotation marks the transcript as partial. The transcript is spliced from 24 exons. NCBI's taxonomy places the organism in Eukaryota, Metazoa, Arthropoda, Malacostraca, Decapoda, Penaeidae. Gene Ontology annotation, molecular function: calcium ion binding.
AAAAGUUGUUAGCAACUAUAGGAUCUGUUGCAGGAGGUUUAGGAUGCCAGACAAGAUGCCUCAAUGGAGGUACUUGCCAGGGGACCCGGUGUGUGUGUCGGCCAGGCUUCACUGGUGACCAUUGUGCUCAGCCUGUGUGUCAUGAACCAUGCCUUAAUGGUGGAAAGUGUGUGGGCCCAGAUCGUUGUGCCUGUGUUUACGGAUUUACUGGCCGCAGAUGUGAAGCAGAUUACCGUACUGGCCCAUGCUUUACCAAAGUUCAGCAUGAUAUGUGCCAGGGACAGCUUCCUGGAGUUGUUUGUACCAAGCAGUUGUGCUGUGCUACAAUAGGCAAAGCAUGGGGCCACCCCUGUGAACACUGCCCAUCAAGACUUGAUUGUAAUAAGGGUUUCCUGAAAAACAUACACAGUGGAGAUUGUGUUGACAUAGAUGAAUGUGAAGCCAUUCCAGGCUUGUGUGAAGGAGGUAUUUGUGUCAACAGCAUAGGGUCUUUUACUUGUGAGUGUCCAGAAGGACAGGCAAGAAACCCAGAGACCAAUGCCUGUGAAGACCGAGAUGAAUGUGCUGAGGGAGACCAGUGUGAGAAUGGUCAAUGUGUUAAUACAGAUGGGAGUUUCUAUUGCAGCUGCAAUACAGGCUUCAUUCCUAGUCAGGAUCGUAAAAAAUGUAUUGAUGCACGCCAAGGAUUUUGCUACACGGAAAUCAAUAGCAAUAAUCGGUGCAGAAAGCCACUAGCCAUACCCCUUACGCGUCAUGCUUGCUGUUGCAGCAAGAAUAUGGGGAAGGCUUGGGGUGAAGGGCACAAUGACUGCGUGCCUUGUCCUAUGCCUGGAGAAGAAUUGUACCAGCGUCUCUGUGAUCAGCCAGGGUCUCUUAUGCCUCCUGUGGACGAGUGCACUCUAAAUCCUGGUCAGUGUGGUGAAGGAGGUCAUUGCAUUGAUACAGCCACUGGCUACAUCUGCCAGUGUUACGAGGGAUUCACCAACAUCCAACCUUCAGACAGAUGUGUCGAUGUGGAUGAGUGCCGGGAUGGAGCUUGUCGUGGGGGCCAGUGUUACAAUACCAUAGGCAGCUUCAGAUGUCGCUGUCCUACUGGUUUUGACUUGUCUUCAGAUGGACGUACCUGUAUUGAUCAUGAUGAAUGCAGUGAGACCGGCAUGUGCGCAAAUGGUGUCUGCACAAAUAUGGAUGGAUCCUUUAAGUGUGUUUGCAGUGAUGGAUACAUUUUAUCCUCAUCAGGCUUUGCUUGUAUAGAUAUUAAUGAAUGUGAGGAAAACCCAAGAAUUUGCUUAUUUGGUCGUUGUGAGAAUUUAGAUGGCAGUUAUCGUUGUGUAUGCAAUGAUGGCUACACACACGUCAAGGAUGGUAGCUUUUGCACUGAUGUUGAUGAAUGCGGUGAGACAGGCAUGUGUGAUCAUGGUUCAUGUGUUAACAUGGAUGGAUCCUUCAAGUGCGUAUGUCAUGCUGGAUACACCUUGUCUCCUAGUGGGAAGACUUGUAUUGACAUGGAUGAGUGUACCUCAGGGCCUUGUAAAAAUGGUCAGUGUAUCAAUACUGAAGGGAGUUUUAGGUGUGAAUGUCCACCAGGUUUCACCCUUGGGGUUAAUGGUGUCACAUGCCUUGAUACAAAACUGGACUUCUGUUAUGCCAUGUAUCGUGAUGGCCAGUGUUCCAAUCCAUCGACAACGCCUACCACAAAAUCUGCUUGUUGCUGCUGUACGGUAAUCUUGGGUCAGCCAAUGGGUUGGGGGACACCAUGCCAAGCCUGUCCACAACCUGGCUCCCAGGAGUUCCUUGGCCUGUGCCCUCAUGGGUUUGGCAUCACACACGAGGGUCAUGACAUCAAUGAGUGUGCCCUGAAUCCUGCUAUUUGCCGCAAUGGAGCUUGUGAGAACCUAGAGGGAGGCUACAGAUGCAUCUGUAAUCCUGGCUACAUGGUGGAUGACAGCGGACGACAGUGUCAUGACAUUAAUGAGUGUGCCAUUGACAACCUUCUAUGUGAUGGUGGUCAGUGUCGGAACACACCAGGAAGUUACCAGUGCAUCUGUCCAUCUGGUACUCAGCUGAAUCCUAACACCCACGUUUGCAGUGAUGUGGAUGAGUGCAAUGAGUUAGGGGAAGACGCUUGUGUUGGAGGCACCUGCGUAAAUGUCAUUGGUUCUUAUAGGUGUGAAUGUGAUGAAGGUACCAUUCUAGACUCCACUGGCAGAUACUGUAUUGAUAAUCGACGUGGAUCCUGUUGGACAAAAGUAAAAGAUGGCAGAUGUGAAAAUAAUAUCCCCAAAUUAACUCUCAAGUCAGAGUGUUGCUGCACCAUUGGUAAAGCAUGGGGUUCACCUUGUGAAGUUUGCAAUCCAGCUGAUUGCGACUGUCCAAUUGGUUUUGCUAAGAUGGAUGGCAAGACAUGCCAGGACAUCGAUGAAUGUCAACUGAACCCAGGAAUAUGUCAAGGAGGAGGCGAGUGUGUCAAUACAGAGGGUUCCUUUACCUGUAACUGUCCCCCUGGCCUCACCCUGGAUGAGAGCAAGACCAAAUGUCUUGAUCUCAGAGAGGAAGUCUGCUUCCUUGACUACAGGAAUGGUAUUUGCACAAAGGAACUUGAGGGUCUCUUCCGCAAAUCAAUAUGUUGUUGCACAGUUGGUAAGGCUUGGGGUGAGGAAUGUGAAGCUUGCCCACGCCCGGGCACAGAAGCCUUUGAAGAACUCUGCCCAAAGAGCUAUGGCUAUGAUGGCAGAAAAGAUGUAAAUGAAUGUACAAAAUACCCUGAUAUGUGUGAGAAUGGCCGCUGCAGAAAUUCCAUUGGGUCCUUCUCCUGCCGCUGCAAUCAAGGCUAUGCUCUUGAUGAGGAUGGUGUUAAGUGUGUUGACAUUGAUGAGUGUGGAAUCAUGCGAGGAGUCUGUGGCAAUGGGACCUGCCAGAACACUGCUGGCUCCUUCAUCUGUGACUGUGAUGAGGGCUUUGAAUCCACUAUGAUGAUGCAAGUUUGUAUGGAUAUUGAUGAAUGUGAGCGGAUUCCCGGACUUUGUCGUGGUGGACGCUGUAUUAAUACACCAGGCAGCUUCAGGUGUGAGUGCCCUCCAGGCCAUGAGCUCUCUGCCAACCAGCGGUAUUGUAAGGAUAUUGAUGAAUGCUCACAGUCAUCAGGUAUCUGCUCAAACGGUGUGUGUGAAAACAUGAUGGGAACAUAUCAGUGUAUGUGCAAUGAUGGCUACCAGCAAACGGGCCAGAAGUCUCAUUGUGAAGACAUUGAUGAGUGCGGCGUCAACAAUGGUGGUUGUGAUGAUAUAUGCAUCAAUACCCCUGGAUUGUUUUCCUGCUCAUGUUCCUCGGGCUAUAUGCUGCAUAUGGAUGGACGUUCCUGUACUGAUGUUGAUGAGUGUAAAGAGAAUCCCAAGAUUUGCAAUGGAGGAGUGUGCUCAAAUACCCCAGGUGCUUAUGUGUGUACCUGUGACGGCGGUCUUAUUCCUGAUUCUGAUGGUCCAGGUUGUCUUGAUGUUGAUGAGUGCGAUAUGAAUCCUAACCUGUGUCAGAACGGGAAAUGCGACAAUGUUGCUGGCUCGUUUGCAUGCCGUUGUGAAGAUGGUUAUAGUGUGAAGUCGGAGUUGGGGCCUGGCUGUACUGACGAUGAUGAGUGCACAAUGGGUAGUUUCCAUUGUGAUCAGAAUGCAGAAUGUAUUAAUGUAGAUGGAACAUAUGAUUGCCGCUGCCAAGAUGGUUUUACAGGCAAUGGUAAAACUUGUCGAGAUGUCAAUGAAUGCCUCACCAACAAUGGUGGAUGUGACCGUGAUGCACAGUGUAUCAACACUGAUGGAUCCUUCAAGUGUGUCUGUGAUGCUGGCUUCAUAGGAGAUGGAUUCUUCUGUGAAGACAUAGAUGAAUGCACUCAAGAUCCUACAUUAUGUGAAAAUGGACAGUGCCUCAACUAUCCUGGAUCAUUCCAGUGUGACUGUGAAAUGGGUUUCAUGCACCCAGAUCAACACACAAAGCAGUCUUGUGUGGAUAUUGAUGAAUGCGAUAUGUUCAGCAAUCUGUGUGUAUACGGACAAUGCGAGAAUAUUUAUGGCAUGUUCCGUUGCAUAUGUGAUGAAGGCUAUCACUUAGAUGAAACUGGAGGAAACUGUACUGAUAUUGAUGAAUGUGACAACCCAGAUGUAUGUCAGUUUGGUACCUGCAUCAAUCAACAAGGCACCCAUGUUUGUGAAUGUCCACCAAAUUAUGAACUGAUAAGCACAGGAGAUGGUUGUGUUGAUCGACGUGAGGGUGAAUGUUACCUGGAUGUUGUAAAUGUUCGAGGUGGUCGUGGUAUAUGCCGUGAACCCUUAGGAGACCCAGUAACCAGAGCCACCUGCUGUUGCUCAGCUGGCAAAGCAUGGGGUCCACUGUGUGAAGUUUGUCCACCACAAGAUUCUGAUGAAUACAAGCAGCUAUGUCCAGGAGGACCAGGAUUUAGGCCUAAUAGUAUCACA